CCAAAGAUCGUACGCCAUUUUUGCAUACUGACGCCACAGCGCAUUGUUCUGAACGUUUGAUCAGUUUUUGCUACAUUUAUUCUAUUUACUCAUAUUUAAAGUUCCAUAAUGAGUGACAUUGAGCGAAGUAGUAGUCGUAGUGCAAGUCCUAGAAGACCAAGAACAGCCGAUGGUGGUUUAAGAGACUCGCGUUCACAUUCAAGAUCACGUAAAUCACGAGAGCGUAAAGAAUCGCACCGACCAGUAAAAGAAUAUUCAAGAUCACGAAGCCGUUCAGUGUCAAGAGGAAGAAAGUCCUAUCGUAGCAGCAAAUAUGCCAGUGCAGGUCAUCGUGGUAGUAGUCGCAGUCGUAGUCGCAGCCGUAGUCGUUCUACUCACAGGUUUGCGCGAUAUUCCCGAAGCAGAUCUCGAUCAUACUUCCGUUCUCGUUACUCUCGCGAAUGUGAUAGGACCAUUUAUCGUUCACACUCCCGCAGUCCAAUGUCAUCUAGACGACGUCAUGUUGGAAACAGGGAAAAUCCCUCUCCUUCCAGAUGCUUAGGUGUAUUUGGACUUUCUAUUUUUACAACCGAACAGCAAGUACAUCACAUCUUUUCCAAAUAUGGUCCUGUUGAACGUAUACAAGUUGUAAUUGAUGCAAAGACUGGACAUUCUAAAGGAUAUUGUUUUGUAUAUUUUGAAUCACUUGAAGAUGCUAAAGUAGCAAAAGAACAGUGUGCAGGAAUGGAAAUUGAUGGUCGAAGAAUGAGGGUAGAUUAUUCAAUUACGCAACGAGCUCAUACACCAACACCAGGAAUAUAUUUAGGAAAACCUACACAUCUACAUGAUAGAGGAUGGGAUGGGCCUAGAAGAAGAGACAGUAGUUAUAGAGGAAGUUAUCGACGUUCACCUAGCCCGUAUUACAAUCGCCGUCGCGGUCGUUAUGACAGAUCUCGAUCACGCUCUUAUUCACCACGUCGAUAUUAAGUGACACGAGUGUGAUGCGAGAGGCCAGAUGUUUGGGAGACCAUUUAUGUGACUUGACCCUUUGACCUCAAAUUUCUUCUAACAAUACUGUACCGGGUCAAAAAAAAAUGCAAAUGCUACAUUCUUACUACUAUUCUUACCUUACCUAGUUCUGCAUCAUAUGCAAUUAAUUACAGCAUUUAAAUUACGAUAUUGUAAAAUAUCAAUUAAUGAAAUAACCUAAUAUGCAAAGGAGUAUAGUAUAUUCUUUGCAUGAAAGAGUAAGGUUAGAAUGGAUAAAAACCUUAUUUUCAUAAUGUUUCUAUUAUUUUCUGGAUGAAUUUUUAUGAAGAUAAGGUUUAUUUAUUGUAACGGUAUAACACUGAUAUGUGAAGGUUGGAAUAUAAUUAUUUCCAUUUUUCUUUGACUUUAAUUAUUUACUUAAAAAUUAUAUUCCAGCCAUUCGGAUUUUAAAUAUCACUGAAAUGUGAUAUAAAUGUGGUAUUCCUAAAUGUUUAUAUGAAAAAGAAAAAAGAAAAAAAGUGGAAAGAACGAAACACAUACAGAAAAGAACGAAACAAAACAAAAAUAAAAUUAAAAAUAGAAGUAUGUUCUCUAACCUGUUUGUUUGUUUAUAAGGUUUUGAAUCAAGAGGUAUUGGAUGAUAGAGGGAAGUUUGAAGUUUCACUCUGAAAAAAUGAAAGUUUUGAAAAGUUGAAGACAAGAUAUCUGAAGAUGUUUGUCUUGCUCGAAUUUCGAAGAUCUGAAGGUUUUUCGCGCUUGUGACAAAGAAUAUGAUCCGAAUCACAUUCCUUACCGGCUGAGAAGUCUCAAGCCUAGAAGAACUGCAAGCCUCAAGACAGUAAGAAAUCGUUGAUCAUCAGGCCCCCGAUCUGGACAAGCCAAUGGUUGGGGGUGAAACUGGUCGAACGUUUCAGAAAAUAUUCAAGAAACAUCGAAAUCUUUUAUGAGUAGGAAAGAGCGUAAGCUGCUCCAAGGUUUAUACUGAUCAUAUUCUUUAUCAGUUGAUUUGGUUAAAUGAUAUAUCCGUAAUUAGGUGUUAUAAAAUAAAUAAACAUAUAUACCUUCGCCCUUAUUCCCUCCACCAUCCUAAAACCUCCUAUGUAUCCUUAAGGGUGAUAUCCUAUUGUUUUCACUUUGUAUAGGAAUAAGCAGCGGAAAUUCGAAUUGAAACAACUAAUAAACAAUGGUUUUUUUUUUAA
Apis laboriosa (Himalayan honeybee) is the source of this 2168-nucleotide messenger RNA. RefSeq names its product transformer-2 protein homolog alpha-like. The transcript is spliced from 5 exons. The record is from RefSeq and is a predicted model, not a curated record. The coding region runs from base 109 to 966 and encodes 285 amino acids. NCBI's taxonomy places the organism in Eukaryota, Metazoa, Arthropoda, Insecta, Hymenoptera, Apidae. Gene Ontology annotation, cellular component: spliceosomal complex. Gene Ontology annotation, molecular function: RNA binding. Gene Ontology annotation, biological process: positive regulation of mRNA splicing, via spliceosome.